Molecule: messenger RNA, 1518 nt
Organism: Anopheles coustani
Lineage: Eukaryota; Metazoa; Arthropoda; Insecta; Diptera; Culicidae
Product: sodium channel protein Nach
Exons: 10
Coding region: 1-1518 (505 amino acids)
Biological process (GO): sodium ion transmembrane transport
Cellular component (GO): membrane
Molecular function (GO): ligand-gated sodium channel activity
Source: RefSeq, a predicted model, not a curated record
AUGCGCCAAACGCUAGGGUCGAGUGUCACGGAGGAAUACGGCCGCAACGUGCAGCAGACUGCCCCCAAGGGACCGUUGGGAUGGCUUGUGCGGCUUUUCAAAUCCAUUAGCACAUUCGUGCUGAUCUUCCUCGAGCAAGGGGCCGUCCACGGUGUUGCACACUUGGGAAAACCCUUCCUGCACAUUGUGGAAAAAAUUUUCUGGUUCUCGCUGGUCGUCAUCGCCCUGUACUUCUCCGUUGUGCUGAGCUUCGUGUCCUGGGAACGCUACCAGAGCCAUGCAACGGUCGUUGCCAUCGAGAAGGACCACUACUACUGGAACACGUCCAUGCCCAGUUUGACGAUCUGCCCCAUGAGACGCAUUUACAAACCGUAUCUGCAAAGUUACUGCAAUAAGAAUGGUAUAACAGAUCAGGACGAACAGGCGGAACUGUUCGAGUUCCUCGAAUCGUUGGCCAACUCGUCAUUCUUCAACUUUGAGGACAUCAAGCACAGUGAAAAAGUCGAUAGCCUUUUGGAGAUGCUACAAAUACGGCCGGAGAACUACAUGAACCUGAUCUAUAAUCUGACCCGUGACCUGACCCGCAUAGACGACACAGAGUUGCGUGUCCGGACCCAGAGUAACCUUGAGUUUCUUCGGACCUACCAGACGCUGACUGAGUACGGUAUCUGCUACACCACCAACAGCUUUAUUUCGUCCAACUUAACGGCUAGCUUACUAUUAACCGGAAAACAGCUCCCAGAGGAUGAAUUCUACUCGACACGAAUCGUGCACACCGUACGCUUUGGCAACCUUUUCGACGGAGAUAUUACGUACAGUUUUAUCGGCUUUGAACCACCCAUUUCGAUUUUUUAUCACAGCCCCUACGAAACGCUCAACAUAGCCAAGUUUCAGCCGAUGACGUCCGAAGCGCACGAGUACGAAACGUUUUCCAUCGAAAUUGUCACAACGAAGGAUUUCAAAGAAGAUACCACCAUCUCCCAGCGCGGCUGCCGGUUCACCUACGAGUCCAACCUGACGCACUACUCGAUCUACACCAAGGACAUCUGCCUGCAGGAAUGCCGGAUCCAGAUGGCCUACAAACUGUGCGGAUGCAUACCACAUUUCUAUCCUAAUCCCGCUGGCUCCAAUAUGAAGAAAGUGUGUCACUACCGGCAGUUGAUGAAAUGCUUCCCACGCUACCAAAAACUGUUCCUGGAGUUUCAGGAGGAUAACAACGACAACAAGGGCAUUCCCUGCUAUUGCGAGCAGAACUGUGUCGGUUCGAAGGUUAUCAUCGAAAACAAACAGGUCCUCAAACAAACGCAAAAGCUCAUCGGAAGCAUCGGUGGACUGGUCGUCAUGAAGCGGUAUCCGUUGGUGCGCUUCAGCCGCCAGCUACUAUUUACCUUCACCGACCUACUCGUGUCCAUCGGGGGGACGGCAGGCUUUUUCCUCGGUUUCAGUGUGCUCGGAAUGGUGGAGAUACUUUACUUUUUCACUCUACGCCUACUGUGGUACAUUGUUGGGCGCCGUUAA